Maylandia zebra (zebra mbuna) is the source of this 5003-nucleotide messenger RNA. It is a transcript of the gene hecw2b, whose product is annotated as HECT, C2 and WW domain containing E3 ubiquitin protein ligase 2b. NCBI's taxonomy places the organism in Eukaryota, Metazoa, Chordata, Actinopteri, Cichliformes, Cichlidae. Gene Ontology annotation, biological process: ubiquitin-dependent protein catabolic process; protein ubiquitination; regulation of dendrite morphogenesis. Gene Ontology annotation, molecular function: protein binding; ubiquitin protein ligase activity. Gene Ontology annotation, cellular component: cytoplasm. The record is from RefSeq and is a predicted model, not a curated record.
CACCACCACCACCACCACCACCACCACCAUCAUCACCAUCUCCACCUUUACAUCCCACACUCACCACUACCAGCACCACUAGCUAAUCACCUAACCCCCUAACUUCUCAUCCCCUCCCUUCACCUCUCUCUACUGUUACCAUGGCAACAGCUGCCACUGCCUCUUCAUCAUCCUCAUCAUCACCUAGUGGCAGUGCCAGGGAACACCUGCUGGCGGUGCGUCGACGCACUCCACAUACCCGACCCUACACGAUCGGGCCUGACAGCGUCUGCAGCUUGUCAGUGCAGGAACCAAUCGGAGCCUCGGCCUCGGCCUCCUCUACAAUGUCAUCAGGGAAUCAGCCAGAAACAGGACUGGGGCUUCAGCGGGCCAAUAGUGACACAGACCUGGUGACUUCAGAAAGUCGGUCAUCGCUCACAGCUUCUACAUACCAGGUGACUCUGGGUCACAGCCACCUGGUGAUCUCCUGGGACAUAAAGGAGGAAGUGGAUGCAACUGACUGGAUCGGCUUAUACCACAUUGAUGAGAACUGUGUGGCCAAUGUGUGGGAAUCCAAGAACCGCGGUGUGAACGGCACCCAGAGAGGACAGAUUGUGUGGAGACUGGAGCCGGGACCCUAUUUUAUGGAGCCCGAGACAAAGAUCUGCUUUAAAUAUUAUCAUGGUAUAAGUGGAGCAUUAAGAGCAACAACACCUUGUAUCACCGUCAAGAAUCCUGCAGUACCAGUGAGGGGUGAAGGCCAGGUGGAGGAGCAGUCAGAGUAUGAGCACUGUCGGAAACUUGUCAGCUUCACCCUGUCAGACUUCCGAGCAGUGAACCUAAAGAAAGGGAUGUUCUUCAACCCGGACCCCUACCUGAAAAUGUCGAUCCAGCCCGGGAAGAGGAGCGGCCUCCCAAAGUUUACCCACCAUGGCCAGGAGAGACGCUCCUCCAUCAUAUCCAACACCAUCAACCCUUUGUGGCUUGGGGAGAAAUAUACAUUUGUGGCUUUGAUAACUGAUGUGCUGGAGAUUGAGGUGAAGGACAAGUUUGCCAAGAGCCGGCCAAUCAUCAAGCGCUUCCUGGGCCAGCUGAUCAUCCCCAUCCGGAGACUUCUGGAACGGCCAGCUGCUGAUGAUCAGACAGUCAGCUACAGCCUGUGUCGUCGUCUUCCUAUGGACCAUGUGAGCGGGCAGCUUAUGUUCAGAGUGGACAUCACUUCAGCUGGACAAGAAGAAGCUUCGCCAGACCCUCUGGGAACGAUCCUGGGUGGUGUGAUGAAUGGUGACCCUGGGAGUCCCUCUGACGACGAAGAUCUCCAUCAGCUCCCCUCGUCUUUAGGUGCUACAUGUGGACCUUCUCGCAUUGGUUCUGAUGAGGGCUCCUUAUAUGUUAAUGGUUCAUGUUACUAUGGCGAUGACAGUGUGUGGCAGGAGCCUGGGCAAGUGGGAGAGGUGAAUCUGCUUCCUGUGGCUCUUGGCAGCUUCACCCAAAGGCAGGUGUCACUUAAUGACUACCUAGAUUCUCUCGAAGGUCCCAGGAGCAUUGGGGACCGACCUGCAGCAGGGCCAUUACCAAAGCUCAGCUCCAGCUUUCCCACAGACACACGGCUCAGUGCCAUGCUACACAUUGACUCAGAUGAGGAUGAGGAAGGAGCUGGGCAGCACUGGGAUCAAUCGCUGGAAACAAAGACACAGCAGAAUACCAACUCAGCUACACCUGAGUCUCCACAGGGGAGCAGUGGUUCAAAAGGCGAGUCACAGGGCUCAUGUGAGGCAGGGCCUGGAGUUCAGGCCACGGGAGAGGCAGGUUCUUCUGCUGGUGCUCAGUCUGGAGCCAACACUGCAGGGCCUGAAGCUGGAGCAGGAGCACAAGAAGGUGCUGCUGCACUCCCAAUACAGACACGACAAUCAGCAGAUAGAAUUGAAGAAGCUGCCAGAACAAUGGCUGCACAGGUUGUUGGAGAAACUGCUACAGCUUCCAACUCAUCUCAGGUAUCAAGGGCUGAGGCAGCUGAAGUCAGAUCUGGAGAAUCUCCAGGGGAAUGUCCAAGUCAGGAGCACAGCAUCAGGACUGGGAAAAACCCAGAAGUACACUGCAAUCCCUCACUUGGUCCUCUUUCACCCAUUCAGGAAGUGAGAACAAGAAAAGCAGUUGUUCCAAAGGCAGAGGAGGAACCGGGGGAGCCAUCAAGCAGUGAGGCAAAUGGGCCAGCACCACCUUCGCUAUCCACCUGCAUGGCUGAGCAAGGAAGAAGCAUGACAUCUAAAGCUGGUGCCACAGAACAGGUCAAUGGCCACCAGUCUGUUCACUCCCUGCCAUCUGUUCGCCAUGACAUCAGUCGCUACCAGAGAGUAGAUGAACCACUGCCCCCUGAUUGGGAGGCUCGCAUAGACAGCCAUGGUCGCAUUUUCUAUGUGGACCACGUGAACAGAACAACAACAUGGCAACGUCCAACCGCACCCCCGGCCCCACAAACUCUUCAGAGGUCUAACUCCAUACAGCAGAUGGAACAGCUAAAUCGCAGGUAUCAAAGUAUACGUAGGACAAUGACCAACGACAGUAGACCAGAAGAGCAGCUACCCAAUGAGCUUUCAGCUGAUGAGACUGAUAUGCAACCCUCAUUCCCAGAGCUACGUAGGGACAGCAAUUUGCCACAGUCCAGUCCCAGGUCUCGCCUAACCCUGCUGCUUCAGUCCCCUAGCGCCAAGUUCCUCACCAGCCCUGAAUUCUUCACUGUGCUGCAUUCCAACCCUAGUGCCUACCACAUGUUCACCACCAACACAUGUCUGAAGCAUAUGAUCAGUAAGGUUCGUCGGGAUGCUCAUCACUUUGAGCGCUACCAGCACAACAGGGACCUGGUGGCCUUCCUCAACAUGUUUGCUAACAAACAGCUGGAGCUGCCCAGGGGUUGGGAGAUGAAGCACGACCAGACCGGCAAGCCUUUCUUUGUAGACCAUAACUGCCGUGCCACUACGUUCAUUGACCCCCGGCUGCCUCUCCAAAGCUCUCGGCCGCUGAGCCUCCUCGCUCACCGCCAACACCUGACUCGCCAGCGCAGCCACAGUGCUGGAGAGGUGACCACUCGGCGACUGCUGGGUGAGGACCCUCGUCAUGUUAGCCCACCUGUUCUUCCACGACCUUCCAGCACCUUCACAUCUGCCAACAGAGGGCCAUGCCAAGACUUAAUACCAGUGGCUUACAAUGAGAAGAUUGUGGCAUUUCUACGACAACCAAACAUCUUUGAGAUUUUGCAGGAGAGGCAGCCUGACUUUAACCGGAACCAUGCACUCAGGGAGAAAGUGCAGCUGAUCCGCACAGAUGGAGUGUCAGGAUUGGCCAGGCUGUCGGGAUCUGCCGACCUUGUCAUGUUGCUAAGUCUCUUUGAAGAAGAAGUGAUGUCCUAUGUGCCUCCUCAUGCCUUACUUCACCCCAGCUACUGCCAGUCACCUCGGGGGUCACCUGUCUCUUCCCCACAGAAUUCACCUGGUACUCAGAGAGCUAAUGCCAGAGCACCAGCACCCUACAAGAGAGACUUUGAGGCAAAACUGCGAAACUUCUACAGGAAACUGGAAACUAAGGGCUAUGGACAAGGACCAGGGAAGCUAAAACUGAUCAUCCGUCGCGACCAACUCCUGGAAGAUGCCUUCAACCAAAUCAUGUGUUACUCCCGGAAAGACCUACAGCGGAGCAAGCUCUAUGUUAGCUUUGUCGGAGAGGAGGGGUUGGACUACAGCGGGCCCUCGAGAGAAUUUUUCUUCUUGGUUUCCAGAGAACUGUUUAACCCUUAUUAUGGUCUGUUUGAGUACUCUGCCAAUGACACCUACACCGUUCAGAUCAGUCCCAUGUCUGCCUUCGUUGACAAUCACCAUGAGUGGUUCCGAUUCAGUGGUCGCAUUUUGGGAAUGGCUCUGAUCCAUCAGUACCUGCUGGAUGCCUUCUUCACCAGACCCUUUUAUAAAGGCCUACUUCGGAUUCCCUGUGACCUGAGUGAUCUGGAGUAUUUGGAUGAAGAGUUUCACCAGUCUCUUCAGUGGAUGAAGGACAACGACAUAGACGAUAUGCUGGACCUCUCCUUCACUGUCAAUGAAGAAGUUUUUGGACAGAUAACAGAAAGGGAGCUGAAGCCCGGUGGAGCCAACAUUCCUGUCUCAGAGAAGAACAAGAAGGAAUACAUUGAGCGCAUGGUAAAGUGGAGGAUAGAGAGAGGAGUGGUGCACCAGACUGAAAGCUUGGUCAGAGGCUUCUAUGAGGUGGUGGAUGCCAGGUUGGUGUCUGUGUUUGAUGCUAGGGAACUGGAGCUGGUAAUUGCAGGCACUGCGGAAAUUGACUUAACAGACUGGAGGAACAACACUGAGUACAGAGGAGGUUACCAUGAUAACCACAUUGUGAUCCGGUGGUUCUGGGCAGCGGUGGAGAGAUUCAAUAAUGAGCAGAGAUUGCGGCUCCUACAGUUUGUGACUGGGACAUCCAGCAUUCCAUAUGAGGGUUUUGCUUCUCUGCGAGGCAGCAAUGGACCCCGUAGGUUCUGUGUGGAGAAGUGGGGUAAAGUCACCUCCCUACCCAGAGCUCACACCUGCUUCAACCGGCUGGACCUACCACCGUACCCAUCUUUCUCAGUGCUGUAUGAGAAGCUGCUGACUGCUGUGGAAGAGACCAGCACCUUUGGACUGGAAUGAGAUUCUCGUCUCCCCCAUAUCCCAGUUUACCCUGCGUCUGCCCCUGGAAGACUGCUGCUGAUAGUGACGUUUAAAAGUCAGAUUUUGAAGUCCAACUCCUGAUUUAAAUUUAUAACAGGAUGUUUUGUUACAGGAUCUGACCCUUUGAAAUGUUUUGUGUACAAAGGUAAACCUUUUUUGUUGCACCUGCAUGUACUUCACACCUACUUAAUAACUUGCUUUCACCUAUGUGACAUGACAAAUGAAGACCUGCGCUCGCUUUAGGACUCUGACUGGAACUGCCAAGAUCUGACCAAUCAGAGGUCAAGGGCGCCUGAGUUUUUUUAAAUUUUUUUUUUGGGGGGG